AUGAGCCAACUUCUAGUGAACUACUUAAAUGACGAUCCUCGACCUGAUUUAACUGAAAUUGAAAUGAAAACGUUUGAGAAUGUGAUAGAAAAAACGGCCAAUCUAAUUUAUGAAAUGUGUUGCAAGCGGUUCAAGAUGUGUAAGCAUUUCCUCCAGCUCAACUGUGUCAAUGCUUUGUUGGAAGCAAGCAAGAAACUAACACGAGGCAGACAUGAUGAGUCGUCACUGAACGCCUGCAUGAAUUGUGGCCUGAAAGAGUCUUCAGGCAUACGAGAAAUAUGGAAAGCUAGUUUUGCUUCCAAAAAAUCAUCUUCUAAAGCCGCUUUAAAAGCCUUGAAGAAGCUGCACGAGAAAGAAGACAUUCGGGAGCAAGCCUCAAUGAACCAACAAAGCCACAUAAAUGACAAUCCCAACAAUGAUGUUAGCGAAAUUAAUCUCAUUUAA
This is a messenger RNA of Helobdella robusta, 444 nucleotides long. RefSeq lists its product as hypothetical. The coding region runs from base 1 to 444 and encodes 147 amino acids. The record is from RefSeq and is a predicted model, not a curated record. Lineage: Eukaryota; Metazoa; Annelida; Clitellata; Rhynchobdellida; Glossiphoniidae. The transcript is spliced from 4 exons.